CAGCCCAUCGCAAAGACAAGGCAACCCCUUCUUGCCGCGACAGCCCUCAGCAUCAGCGGAAACUCAACAAGUGCUUCCCAGCAGUGCAACAUGCCCGCUAAACUCAACUUCUUCUUGAUCUCUGCAUUGAUGCUGGCAGCUCGGCUACUCUGCACCCUUGGACUUCCAGUUGAAAAUGAGCCAACCGAGAGUCCGGCAGGUGACACCUCAGGUGAGGAGGAGAUGGUGCCCUCUGACCUGCUGAGCGCCUCCCCGAUUUGGGACUCAAUCCUUGGCACAACUGAACGCCACCAGAAAGAGUUUGAAGACGAAUUUGAAAAGGAGGUGAAAUAUCAUUUUCUGGACUACUACAAAAUCUCCUCACUUCCAGCAAGCUGCCCUAACUCCAACUUCAGCAAGGAGGCUUGUUUCCAAAGGUUGGCCCAAGGCCUGCACACCUACAUGGUUCUUUUUAAGCAUGUGGAGAAGGAGUACCCCGGCAGUUUAAUCCUCGCAGAAGUCAGACACUACAGCGGGCUCCUGAUCAGCCUUAUCAAAGGAAAGAUGAGGAACCCUGAACAGGUCACGGUGCUGACCGGCAGCCUGGAGGAGCAGCUGCUGAAGGACAUCGACAACCCCGAUACUUUCUACAGAAAGAUGACCGCGCACAGCAUCCUGCGCCACUUCCACGACUUCCUUCGCGAUGCCAAACGGGCAAUUCGUAAAAGAGAGAGGCCCAGAGGAAAUACUACAAACAUUAAAGUAAUAAAAAUCAGUUAUGAAGGGUUACCUUAG
Xiphias gladius (swordfish) is the source of this 774-nucleotide messenger RNA. RefSeq names its product interleukin-6-like. Gene Ontology annotation, biological process: macrophage differentiation; immune response; neutrophil differentiation. Gene Ontology annotation, cellular component: extracellular region. Lineage: Eukaryota; Metazoa; Chordata; Actinopteri; Istiophoriformes; Xiphiidae. The record is from RefSeq and is a predicted model, not a curated record. Gene Ontology annotation, molecular function: interleukin-6 receptor binding; cytokine activity. The transcript has 5 exons. Bases 91 to 774 code for a protein of 227 amino acids.